UCAAACAUGGCUGUUCUGUAUCAGUUCAUGAAUUGUAGGACCUGAAACUGGAGUUACACGGGAAUGAUAUCAAUUUGUUACCGACUCUGAGGAACGACGUAUAAACUGUACACCAAAAUGCAAAAGAUAAAAUCGCUAAUGACCCGGCAGGGUCCCAGAAGUCCCCAGGAGAAUGCAGGUGACCUCAGCCCUGUGGAGAACUUCAGGAUUCCUAGCAAGGAGGAACUGCGGGAAAUGAGAGAGCAGCCCAUCGACCCACAGGCCGAGCAAGAAAUAAUUAAUAGUAUAGAGGAAGUGUAUUUUUCCAGUGAUUCAUUUGACAUUGUGCAGCACGAGUUAGAGAAACUUCCUCCUGUUCUAAAUCUUCAAGAAUUGGAAGAAUACAGGGAUAACCUGAAGAGACAGCAAGCUGCAGUAUCAAAAAAGGUAGCUGAUCUCAUCCUGGAGAAGCAGCCUUCCUAUGUCAAGGAACUUGAACGAGUCACUUCUUUACAGACAAACCUUCAGCUGGCAGCUGUCAUCUGUACAAAUGCAAGAAGACACUUAAGUUUUGCCAAGGAAGGUUUCACACAAGCUAGCCUUGGUCUUCUGGCCAACCAGCGAAGGAGGCAGUUACUGACUGGGCUGCUGAAGUCGCUAAGGACAAUAAAAACACUGCAAAGAACAGAUGUGAGGUUAAGUGAAAUGCUCGAGGAAGAAGAUUAUCCUGGAGCGAUUCAGUUGUGUCUGGAAUGCCAGAAGGCUGCUAGCACAUUCAAGCACUACAGUUGUAUAAGCGAAUUAAAUUCCAAGCUGCAAGACACUCUGGAGCAAAUAGAGGAACAACUGGAUGUUGCCUUGUCGAAAACCUGCAAGCACUUUGAUGUCACUCAUUAUACCAAAGUUCAGCAGGCUUAUACGCUCCUGGGAAAAACACAAACUGCAAUGGACCAACUCCAUAUGCAUUUCACCCAGGCCAUUCACAACACCGUGUUCCAGGUGGUGCUGGGAUAUGUCGAACUGUGUGCAGGAAAUGCAGACACCAAGUUUCAGAAGAUGCAGUACAAAGAUCUCUGCACGCACAUUACUCCAGAUAGUUACAUACCAUGCCUCACUGAUCUGUGCAAAGCCUUGUGGGAAGUGAUGCUGAGUUACCAUCGAACUAUGGAGUGGCACGAGGAGCAUGACAAAGAAGAGGCAGUUCCUGUGGCAGAUGGCAACAACACGGCGAGUGCGGAAGAGUCCGUCUUCGAUCGCAGCUACGUGAAGAAGAAAUUGGAGCACGGGCUGUCUCGUAUCUGGCAGGAUGUCCAGCUGAAAGUCAAAGCUUACUUACUCGGAACAGAUAUGUCCAACUUCAAGUACGACGACUUCAUCCUUGUGCUAGAUAUUAUCAGCAGACUGAUGCAGGUGGGAGAAGAAUUUUGUGGGAGCAAGUCUGAGGUUUUGCAAGAGUCCAUUAAAAGGCAAAGUGUGAACUACUUCAAGAAUUACCACAGAACCCGGCUUGAGGAGCUGAGAAUGUUUUUGGAAAAUGAAGUCUGGGAGGUUUGCCCUGUUAAGUCAAACUUCAACAUUAUACAGCUUCACGAAUUCAAAUUUCUGGGACAGUCGAGAUCUCCUUCAGUGUCGCCCAGCAAACAGGCCAGCACUCCCUGUGCCACAGAACUGUCCCUGUUUGAACAGUACCACAAUGGGGGAAACCCAUUUGAGAUGCAGAUAGACAACAAAGACGAUGAAACUGAAGAUGUCCUGGCUUCUAAUGGGUAUGAAUCUGAUGAACUGGAGAAGGGUGUCUGCCAGGAUUACGACAGUGACAGUGAUGUGCCUGAAGAGCUCAAGAGGGACUAUGUGGAUGAGCAGACAGGAGACAUUCCUGUGAAAAGUAUGUCUCGAGAUACCCUAAAGAGCAGGAAGAAGUCAGACUACAGCCUUAAUAAGGUGAAUGUACCCAUCUUGACGAACACUACCUUGAAUGUAAUCAGGCUUGUUGGGAAGUACAUGCAGAUGAUGAACAUCCUGAAGCCCAUAGCCUUUGAUGUAAUCCACUGCAUGUCUCAGUUAUUUGACUAUUAUUUGUAUGCAGUCUACACAUUUUUUGGCCGUAACGAUAUGUAUGAGUCAUCCGGACUUGGUCUGAUCAGCAGCAGAUUACGGACUACUCUCAACAGAAUACAGGAGAGUCUUAUUGACUUGGAGGCAGCAACAGAAAGUGCUGGGAGCCAUGGAACUUCUGAAGAGCGAAAGGAGAAGGUGCCAAGCCCUCAUCUGAGCCAGUUAGUGGUAUUAACAGCCAGCGAAACACUGUAUGGACUUGCAGAAAGAGUGGUUGCCACAGAAUCCCUGGUUUUUCUGGCUGAACAGUUUGAGUUCCUCCAGUCUCAUCUUGACACAAUGAUGCCCGCAGCCAAGAAACCAUUUCUCCAACAGUUCUAUUCCCAGACCAUAUCCACUGCCAGUGAGCUACGAAAGCCUAUUUACUGGAUUGUGGCUGCCAAAGCCAUCGAUUACGAACAGAUGUUGCUGCUAAUGGCCGGUGUAAAAUGGGACAUAAAAGAAAUUAUGUCACAACACAAUGUAUAUGUGGAUGUGCUUCUAAAGGAAUUUGAGCAGUUUAACAAGAGACUUGGAGAGGUUUCUAGGCUUGUUCGCAUACCUUUGCCGGUCUCCAACGUCUUGUGGGAGCACUGCAUUCGACUGGCUAACCGAACUCUUGUGGAGGGGUAAAUCUGUUCUUCCUUGACAUUGCAAAUCGCCCCCUCGAUCUAGCAGUGACAAAUCUCUGCGGCACUGAGGCCUGCAUUUUCAUUUUCUCCAGGAGCUCCCGUUUUCUUCCCCUCCCAGAGGCAUGCUGGCUAGGCUGUCACUGAGUGUCCUGUCCAGGGUGUAUGUCCCACUUUGCACUGAGCAGCCUCCUGCUGAUGGAUGGGAAAACCCAAAUAAUCAAGAGAAGCUGUUGGCUGCCAUCUUUUUUUAAAACUUCACAUUUCUGUUCUGAAGAUCUGAAUUAAACAGGGGUUGUAGCCUUGUUCUAAAGAACAUCCCUGAAACAAGAGUGACAUAUUUAUGAAAUACUGUAGGUCAUAUCUUUAAGGAGCUAUAGUUUAGUUAAUCUCUGAAGUUAGUUUACCAUAGUAACCUACUGUAGGAGGUUUUUUGUAGCAUAAAGAGAGAGAACCCAUGGCUGACUGUCACAAUUGACUGACAUUAGUGAGUUGCCUCAUUACUGUUAAAACACUCAUAACCUAU
Messenger RNA from Lepisosteus oculatus (spotted gar), 3228 nucleotides. NCBI's taxonomy places the organism in Eukaryota, Metazoa, Chordata, Actinopteri, Semionotiformes, Lepisosteidae. The record is from RefSeq and is a predicted model, not a curated record.